Molecule: messenger RNA, 507 nt
Organism: Fusarium venenatum
Lineage: Eukaryota; Fungi; Ascomycota; Sordariomycetes; Hypocreales; Nectriaceae
Source: RefSeq, a predicted model, not a curated record
AUGAAAUGGUUGCUUCUGAGUGACAUUCACUUCAACAUCCGCGACUUGGAUCGUGUGCGACGAACGGCACAAUGGAUCGUCGCGGAGGCAGAAAGAAACCAUGUUCGCCGGGUGGUAAUCUGCGGCGACCUUUUGACCAGCCGAACGAUGCAGCCGACACACGUUUUGUCCGCAUGUUAUCGCUUCAUCAGCCAUUUAACCGAUAUCGUCCCACGAAUUAAUAUUCUGCUAGGGAAUCACGACCUCGCAUACCGGCGUGACUACCAGACGACAGCUCUCGAAGCACUCAAUAUCAGAAGACUAGCCCCACAUGUUUCUCUACAUAGCGUCGUCGAUUACCAGGAGUGGGACGACCGACAAGUCUUGCUUCUACCAUUUCGCGAAGAGCAAAGUGAGCUUACAGAUGCUGUGGCCGCCAUCAGUCCUGAUCAAGCGAGCAAGACAGUUGCGUUUGCUCACCUCGCAAUCAAUAAGGCCAUUCUCCAUCGGUUCACCACACACAAAUAA